AUGGGCCAGAUGGCAGGCGACCUUGGCUGGCGGCUCAGCCUUUUGCUGCUCUCCUUGCUCCUGGCUCGAGCUGGUGUCUGGGGAUUCCCGAGGCCCCCAGGGAGGCCCCUCCGGAGCCUGCAGGAGUUGCAGAGGGAGUUCAAGGUCAGCCUGCAUCUCGCCAGGAAGCUGCUCUCCGAGGUUCGGGUCCAGGCCCGUGACUUUGCUGAAUCUCACCUGCCAGGAGUGAACCUGGACCUUCUGCCCCUGGGAGAGCAGCUCCCCAACGUUUCCCUGACCUUCCAGGCCUGGCGUGGCCUCUCUGACCCAGAAAGACUCCGCUUCCUCUCCAUGACACUUCACCCCUUCCAUACCCUGUUGGGAGGGCUGGGGAGGCAGGGGUUCUGGACCAGUUCAGAGAGGUUGCAACUGUGGGCCAUGAGGCUGGAUCUCCGAGAUUUGCAGCAGCAUCUCCACUUCCAGGUGCUGGCUGCAGGAUUCAACCUGCCUGAGGAGGAGGAGAAUGAGGAGGGGGAGGGGCUGCUCCCAGGGGCUCUGGGCGGCCCCUUGCAGAUGUCAGCCCAGGUGUCCUGGCCCCAGCUCCUCUACACCUACCAGUCGCUACACUCCUUGGAAAUUGUCUUGUCUCGGGCGGUGAGGGACUUGCUGCUGCUUUCCCAGGCCGGGAACUCAGCCCAGGCCUUGGGGUUCCCCACACCCAGCUCCCAGCCCUGA
Messenger RNA from Balaenoptera ricei (Rice's whale), 714 nucleotides. It is a transcript of the gene IL27, whose product is annotated as interleukin 27. Gene Ontology annotation, biological process: regulation of T cell proliferation; regulation of T-helper 1 cell differentiation. The record is from RefSeq and is a predicted model, not a curated record. The coding region runs from base 1 to 714 and encodes 237 amino acids. Gene Ontology annotation, molecular function: interleukin-27 receptor binding. Lineage: Eukaryota; Metazoa; Chordata; Mammalia; Artiodactyla; Balaenopteridae. The transcript has 5 exons.